UCUAUGGUCUUUACCAUACGGUUGCCGAUUGAAUUUUCUUACGGUGAAACGUGCUAUUAUUUGUCAAAAUGCAAGUGCCACCAAUUUUUAUGGAACUGCCCUUAGACGACCAGGCGCAAGAGUUAAGGGUAUAUUUUAAAAGCCUUGGUGCAGAAAUCAGUGAAGAAAAAUCGCCCAAAGGUAUAGAAGAUGAUUUGCAUAAAAUUAUUGGAGUAUGCGAGGCCUGUUUCAAAGAAGGAAACGAAGUUGAGAUAGAAACUGUAUUGAAUGAUAUUGUUUCUAUCAUGAUUUUGAUACCCACAGAACGUGCGGAAAAUUUAAUUUUAGCAUUUUGUGAAAAACUUGUAAAAGCACCUGGAUAUAAGCUGGGAUUGGUGUGCUUAAAAGCUUUAUGGCUAUUAUUCCAGUCACUUGCUGACGAUUCUCCAAUGAGAUAUCAUGUUUACUAUCAUUUGGUACAAAUAGCUCGCAAUGUUGAUCAAGUAAAAGCUGUAUACAGUGGAAUAGAUCAAUUGAAGCAACAGUUUGCCUCUUUUCCACCAUCAAACGAACAAAUGCAGAAAUUAUUACGCUUGUUGCAUGAAGUUCUUUUAAGCUGUAAACAAGGAGAACAAGCAGCAGCUGUUAUGGUGGAGCUUUUGGGUACUUAUACAGCAGAAAAUGCUUCCGCAGCAAGAGAAGAUGCACAACGUUGUAUAUUAGCUGCGUUAGCGGAUCCAAAUACAUUUUUAUUGGAUCCACUUUUAGCAUUGAAACCUGUGAGAUUUUUAGAGGGCGAAUUGAUACAUGAUUUACUUCUUGUCUUUGUGCAAGAUAAACUGCCAGCAUACCUACAUUUCUAUCAACAUCAUAGAGAAUUUGUUGAACAUCAGCUUGGAUUAAAUCACGAGCAAAACAUGAAGAAGAUGAGGCUACUGACCUUUAUGCAACUUGCAGAGACAAAUCCAGAGAUGUCUUUCGAUACAAUACAAGAGGAAUUGCAGAUCAAUGAAUCUGAAGUCGAAAGCUUCAUAAUUGAUGUUUUAAAAACCAAGCUUGUAAGAGCGCGCAUGGAUCAGGCUGGUCGUAAAGUAUUAAUUUCGAGUACGAUGCACAGGACAUUCGGUCGUCCUCAAUGGAUGCAGCUGCGAGAUUUACUCGUAUCAUGGAAAGCCAAUCUUACAUCUGUGCAAGAUGGUAUGAAGACUGUAGCUGCUGCGCAAAUGGAGCUCGCGGCAAAGAAUAAAGCUACACUUGCUCACUGAUAGUAAAGUUACAUGGAUGAUACAUGAAAAUAUUCUGCAAGUAAGUCUUAUAAUACAAAGUCAAAACUUUUUUCUAGAUUGACAAAAAUUUGCGUGCAUAGUUUUGCUAUAUAAAUUCUCUUGAGAGAGAGAGAAUGCAAAUGUAAUACUGUAAUACAAAUUAUUUUCAUUCAUCUUUAUCUAAAUCAUUUACUUUAUAAUUAAAAGUGGCAAAUAAGUUAAUGUUGUCACAUUCUAAAAAAGUCUUGACUUUGUACUGUAAAAAUUACUUACAGAUUAGUGUGUAUGUAUUUAUAACAUCAUACAUACAUACAUACAUAUACGUAUAUCUCUAUAAGUGAUUAAUAAAACCAUCUUAAGUAUAA
This is a messenger RNA of Linepithema humile (Argentine ant), 1609 nucleotides long. It is a transcript of the gene eIF3m, whose product is annotated as eukaryotic translation initiation factor 3 subunit m. NCBI's taxonomy places the organism in Eukaryota, Metazoa, Arthropoda, Insecta, Hymenoptera, Formicidae. Gene Ontology annotation, cellular component: cytoplasm; eukaryotic translation initiation factor 3 complex. Gene Ontology annotation, biological process: cytoplasmic translational initiation. The record is from RefSeq and is a predicted model, not a curated record. Gene Ontology annotation, molecular function: translation initiation factor activity.